AUGACUGCAGAAGGCGAAGACAGCGCUGCUGAAUACAAGCUUUUGCAAAAGAAGAUUCGCAAAGUCCAAGACAUUCUCACCAAAAUCGAACGUGAGCAAGGGACCAAGAACAAGCUCUAUCGGGCUUAUACACGCAAGCUAGGGGACUACACCAUGCGUAUCAACGAUAAUGAAGAGUUCAAUAAACAGUUUUUGAAUACUGAUUUGGAUGAGGAGGAAGAUCAGUCAUCUAAGGUUGCUGAUAAACCAGAUGAUAUUAGCGAAGCUUCUUCGGCCAAGACGGGUGACUUGAGUUUUGAUGAUCCAGAUGACCUGAUGAGUCGAGGAGACGAUGACUUGAGCGACGACGCGGAAUCUACUGGCGAUUUGAGUCUCGAUGGAGACAUUGAAAUCGAUACAUCCGCAAUGGAGAUUCCAAAGGAGGAAGAGAGCAAGAAAGGAAAGAAAAAGAAAGGAAAAGGUGAUGGUCUCGGAUACAAAGCUUUACAAAAGAAGUUAAAGAAGGCAAAGAAGAGUAUGAAGAUUCUCGAGAAGGAGCAUGGCAAGAAAGAGGCCAAAAAGCUUGACGAGUACAAGGGCCAUCUUAAAAACAAAAAGAAGUACCAAGGGCAACUAGAAGAGACACCCGAAUACAAGAAGGAGCAUGGCAUCGAAGACGCCCCAAAGAAAGAUUUAGACUUUCCGGAAAAUGGUGUUUGGCUACGCAUCAUCCAGAUCAACGAUGUUUACGAAUUGGAUAACUUUCCCAACUUCAAGACCUUAUGCGAUACCAAAGCAAAAGAAACCAAGAAUGGCCAAAGCCCAGGCAAAUUUCUGGUCAUUUUGUCUGGUGACUUUGUUGCCCCAUCUCUGCUGAGUGGACUGGACAAGGGUCGUGGUAUGAUUGAUACCAUGAACAAGUGUGGCAUCACUCAUGUCUGCUUUGGAAAUCACGAAUGCGACAUCCCCUUGCCCGCCUUGGCCAAACGCAUUGAAGAAUCCGACUUUGCGUGGAUCAAUACCAACAUGCGCGAGAUUGACGACGUCCUAAAGGUAAAGACGGAUCCUCACGAAGUCAUCAAGGUGAAGAGUGCUGAUGGAUCCGUCGAAAAACAAGUUGGACUUCUGGGCUUGUUGACGGAAGAUCCUUCCGUGUAUCGACCCGGUGCGUUUGGCGGUGCCACGAUUGAACCAGUCCUUGCGAUGACCAAGACGUAUAUGAGAGAUGUUAUGGAUCCUCUGAACCUGGACUUGGUGGUCCCACUCACCCAUCAACGUAUGGAUCCCGACCGAGAAUUCUCCAAGACCUUCAAGGGCGAUGUAUUUCCAAUCGUCAUUGGAGCCCAUGACCACGAGCCUUAUGACGAAACCUAUGAGGGAUCACGAAUCGUCAAGACAGGUAUGGAUGGUCACAACACGGCCAUUAUUGAUAUCACGUGGGACGCAGCAAAGGGUGACAAACCAAAGAUUGAUGUGGAUAUGGUCACUACUCAGUCGUACCUUCCCGAUCGCACAAUCCUCAAGGUUGUUCAAGGUCACAAACGUAUUCUGAACGAGCUCCAAGUCGCCAGACUUUUCAAGCUCUCCAAUUGGCUCAAGGGCGAAGGCAAGGUAUUUUCCACCAAGGACAAUCGAUUGGGAGCCUCGACUGGAUCGGAGGUACUCUGCAGUAUGUUCCGCAUGGGGAUGAGAUCCGAAUGCUGCAUAUGCAACUCGGGUGCCAUUCGAGCCGGAAAAGUAUACCCCAAGGAGCACGAAUGGUUCACCUGGUCCGAUCUGAAGGCCGAGGUUCCCUUUCCCACUGAACUCACUACGGUGUACAUUCCAGGCAUUGUUCUCCAAGAGACGAUCAAGUAUUCACGGCGACUGGCAGUCCAAGACCCACCUUCGUCAUCCGGAGGAUACUUGCAACAUUGCGAUCAAAUUGAAAUGGACGAAAUUACUUGCGAGAUCCACAAGAUUGGCGGAAAACCCUUUGAACCGAGCCACAAGUAUCUUCUGACGCUUCCCAUUGAUGCCUUGCGAGGAAUCGACAACCACGUUCCACUAUUAGAAUGGGCCGAGAAAGAGCAUGGCGGUGGUGCCAGUUGUGCCAACGACGAAGGCCGACCCGCCAAGAUUGUCAUGGUGGAAAUGUUCUCUGCCAUGAUGUGGUUGGACAUGGGUUCGUUCAGCGAAAUUGAUACCAAUGGAGACGGAGUUUUGACGCGAGAAGAAGUCCGGGAACGCGCCACCAAGGUGUUUGGCAAGGCCGUUGCGGAUUUGGUGGUAGAAAAUGUCUUUGCCGUGGCGGAUGUGAACAACAACGGGUACAUUACACCGGUGGACAUGAUGGUGAUCAACUUUGCCGCCACAGACAUGAAGAAGCAUAUUGGUAGUGAUAACGAACUCGGUGCCAUGCAAGAAGUGGCAGCUGACGUCUUGGGCAAGCGAGCUUCGUCGAUUGAAGUCCAGGAUAUGCUCAAGGCCAUGAUGCAGACAUUGGAUUCCGAUGCUAGUGGCAACAUUGACCGAGCUGAAAUGAUAAAUGUUGUCGGGAACCUCCAUCGACAGAGUUUGCUAGGAUAA
Messenger RNA from Cylindrotheca closterium, 2547 nucleotides. The record is from the annotation of a GenBank genome assembly. Lineage: Eukaryota; Bacillariophyta; Bacillariophyceae; Bacillariales; Bacillariaceae.